This is a messenger RNA of Dermochelys coriacea (leatherback sea turtle), 5429 nucleotides long. RefSeq names its product crystallin beta-gamma domain containing 1 (gene CRYBG1). Bases 956 to 5416 code for a protein of 1486 amino acids. NCBI's taxonomy places the organism in Eukaryota, Metazoa, Chordata, Testudines, Dermochelyidae. The transcript is spliced from 22 exons. The record is from RefSeq and is a predicted model, not a curated record.
CACGCGCAGUCCGCAUUGCCCUGGGGCCCCGCCGCAGCUCCUGGGGGCCCCGGCCGGCGCAGCGCGGGGCGGGAGUGGCGGCAGGAGGCGGAGCUGCUGCUGCUGCUGCUGCUGCGGGCGGGCGGGCGGGAGCGAGCGAGCGAGCGCUCACAGAGCUGGCGCCUCUGCCGCGGGAACUAGCGGAGCGCCGCUUUCCCGGCGGUCUAAAACACAGUCUCCAGAGUCUUCCAAAGAAGAGAACAAAAAGAAACCAGUUUUGGGAAAGCUUGGAAAUUUGUUUAGUACAGGAAGGAGAAAAAAUGCCAAAAAUUCACUAGAACUCUCUACAAGUCCAAAUAUUAAAAGUGGGAAAUCAGGUUCACCUUAUAAGGAUACAGCUUCACUCAAAUCAAUAGAUAGUGAAGACCUAAAGAGAGAAGAAUAUACAAUUCCCCAAGUGCAGAAGGCAGGAAGUUGGAAUGCUCUUGCAGAGACACAAGAAUAUUGUGAGAAAAUAACACCUUUGAGUCACAAUAUUAUUACAGCAUGGAGCAGCAAGGAAGGGUUUUCUGAUAUUGAGUGGUCACCUGAUUGGAGCAGUAGCACUGGAACAAUAAAAAACACAUUCUCUGAAAGUGACCUUACAGUGGAGACAUUGGAACUAAAAGAGGAGCCUGUUGUAGACAUUAUUAACUCCACAACACCGGAUUUCAUCAGAAGUUUGAAUAAUUUAUCUAGUGAAGACUUAGAAAAUAACAUAUUAAAUAAUAAACAACUAGUGAAUGUGCAAGGGUCUGCACAACCUGAGUAUACAGCGUCAAAGGAAUUGCCACACAGUUUGAAAUCCAAAUCAGCUGAGCACAUACAUCCUGCUAGAGUUCUAACAUUAGAUAUCUAUCUUAGUAAAACAGAAGAAACACCUUUUAAUGAAUCUGUGACUUUUCUAUCAGGACAAGUUUGGGGUGACACAGACACAAUGGAUAAAAAAUCUAUUACUAGGAGAUCUGGAAAGAGGAGGAAAUCUCAGUCAUCUAGUGAGACCCUAAAUGGAGAGAGAAAUCAGACUGAGAAUACUGGAAAAGAAGAUUCUGCUUUUGGUGAUGUUCCUUCUGAUGUGGUUUCAGAAAAGAUAACCAACUCAGAAAGAAAAAUUAAAUCUCCUCAACAGACUCCUAAACGGAACUCUUCUACCUUGAGUAACCAGGACUUAAAAGUCGGAUCUAACCACAAGGGGCUGCCUAAAACUGAAUCUGAGAAAAGCAAACAGCAACUCCCAACUUCAUCCCCUUUCAGGAGAAGAUCACUUAAAAAGAAUCAGUCUGAUGCAGUCCCGAUUUCUCCCACCGGUUUGAAGAGUCUGGUAAAAGAUUCUUUACCAAAAAAGCAGUUUAUACAGCCUAUGGCAGCAACAGAAGGUAACCCAACAACAAGAAGUACUUCUGUGGAAAAGGGAGCAGUAUCUGCACCUUCUAGUGACAGCAAAGCAGAGACCUCCAAAGUUUCCUCUCCCAAUGACACAGAGAACACCACUUCUUUACUUUCUGAAAGUAAAACUGAAUCCAAGACAGCAAAACGUGUAAAUAGCUCUGAUGGAAGAGCUCUCUUGCUUACUGAAGGGAUUCAGAAUGGAGAACUAGGCAAAUCCACCGAAAAACAAGCAAGUUCCGAUUUAAACAGCACAAAGCUGAGAAAUUUAUAUUUGGAUGUUUCCAGAUCUACAGUUACAACAAAAAUUAGCCUUCCUGCCAAACCCAAGAAUGUAGAACUGAAUUUUAAAGCUCCGAAAAGUCUUGAAGACCUAGAAAAUGAGCAUGAUUCUCUUGAAAAGCCAGUUAAUAAAAUUAACAGCAGCAUUGCCAACAAAAUUUCCUUGUUUGAAAAUAAACGUGCUAAUCAGCACCAGCAACCCUCUGAUGUCCCUGCUUUAAAAAAUAACACUGUAUCAAAUACAUUUGUUGGUAGAGCAAAGCUGAAAUUUGGAAAACAACUCCAGGAAUAUGAACAAACUGAUAAAAUAAUUAAUAAGCAAAACAAUCACCAGAAGUUACCUGAAAAUGUGCCAUGGGUGAAAGAAGGCUCAGCAGAAAUCAAGACCAAACCUGAAGAAGGCUCUCAAGUAGGAACGUCAGUUAAUGAGGAGGUUGAAAAGGCAGCAGAACUGAAGAAAGGAAAAGUUGCAGGAUCGCUGUUUAACCAAACAAGCAAAGCAAAUGCUAAUGCUUGCUCUUUAAGACAAGCUGAAGUAGAAGCUAACACUGUUAAUAAAGACAGUUUGUUACCUAUAACAUCUUUACAAAAUGCCAACAAAAAUGAAAUCUUAAAAGAUAAUGCUAAUAGAGCAAUUAAUGCAAGCUCAAAAUUCCAUCACAGUGAGAAAAAAUUACUGUUAUCAAACAGAGAGAUUUCAUCUCCUUGUAAAGAUGAUAAAUGUCCCCUAAAAUCUGAUAUAGUUUCCAAAGAAUCAGAAUUAGAGGAGAAUGUCCUUUUUCAGAUACAAAAUGAAGGCAAAAAGACAGGAACAGGAGAGCCAAUCUCUACAAACAAGCAGUGUAACAAAGGCAAUUUAAAAAACAUACAGACAUUAGAGCAAAAUAUUAUCAAUAUACAGCAAAGCCCAAGUAACACUGGUAAUAUUUCUCCUGGUAAAGAUGAGAGUAUUUCUGAUUCCCCUUCUGACAUGAGAGAGUUUACAGAAACUAUCAAAAAUCUAGACAGCUCAGUUUGCAUACCCCAGAAGAAGAAAAGGCCAAAGCUUCCAAAUUUCCCUGCUCCCCAUUUUGCAAUGCCUCCAAUUCAUGAAGACAACUUAGAGAAAGUAUUUGAUCCCAGUGUAUUUACAUUGGGUUUGGGAAUAAAGAGAGGAAAAACACAAGAUUUAGCACCAGCCCUACAACUUAAAAUGCAGAACAGGGAUAGUACAGAUGGUGAAAUUAAGAGGUCCCGUCUGGAAAAAAGCGCUGUCUUCUCAAGCUUGCUGUCAUCUACAGCUAAAGGAAAGGUGUUUACUCCCUCUGUAACCUCAGUAAAUACUAUUACAACAACUUUCUCAACUGACUCCUUGGGGAUGCCUGCUUUACAACUUGAUGCAGUCAGACCAUUUGACAUGCCUCAAAACUCUGAGUCUCUUUCAGGUUUAAAAGUUCCAAAUUGCAUGGAAAAAUAUUUGCAAACAGAUGAUGCAAAAGAAGAACUAAAUUCACAAAUGCCAAACUAUGGAAUCACUGGCAAAAAUUUCUCAAGCUGGUUAAAGUCUAGCUCAUGUGAACCAAAUGUCCCUUCUGGCUUUCUAGACGGAGAGGCAUUUUCAGGAAAUAGCCAAAAUAAAAUCAAUCCCAGACCUGGCAAGAUGGUGAUAUAUAGUGAAUCAAACUCUCACAAGAAUGGUAUAGAAGUUUUUAAUGAUGUUUUGGAUUGCAGCUCUUGGGUGCUGUCAUCAGUAAUUUUAGUUAAAGUCAUCCGAGGAUGCUGGAUUCUAUAUGAGAAACCAAAUUUUGAAGGACCCUCUAUUCCUCUGGAGGAAGGAGAACUGGAACUCGAUAAUAUUUGGGGUGAAAAUACUUCUGAAGAAAAAGAUGAAUAUAACUCUAAGUCUGCAGUGAUUGGUUCAAUUAAACAUGUAGUAAAGGAUUACAGGGUUUGCCAAAUCGACCUGUUUACAGGACCAGAAGGGCUGGGAACUGUAACUUCAUUUUUUGAUGACACUGAGGAAACUGGUAUAUUUGGCACAACACAGAAGACUUGUUCUAUAAAAGUACAUUGGGGCAUGUGGCUAAUUUUUGAAGAACCUGGUUUCCAGGGAAUCCCUUUAAUGUUGGAGCCUGGUGAAUAUCCUAACUUAGCAUUUUGGGAGAAGAAGGAAGCAUACAUUAGGUCCUUGAGACCCUUGAAAAUGGGUGGCCGCAAAGUUGAAUCCAUUGCAGAGCCAAAGGUAAUCAUUUACGAAAAGCCUUUCUUUGAAGGGAAACACAUGAAAGUGGAAUCAGAAAUACUCACUCUUAUUGAGGAAGAAAAGCAAAAAGAAGAAUCUGGAGAAAAUAAGACACUGCCACUUACAUCAGUGGGGUCCAUAAAAGUGUUGGAAGGAAUUUGGGUUGCUUACGAGAAACCAGGAUUUGCAGGUCAUCAGUAUUUGCUGGAAGAAGGCGCGUAUCAGGAAUGGAAAGAUUGGGGUGGUUACAGUGAAGAGCUUCAGUCGCUGAGACCUAUUCUAGGUGAUUUCACAAACCCCCACAUGAUAAUGUACAGUGAAAAAGACUUUGGGACUAAAGGUUCCAAUAUUAAUGUAUUGGGAAUUAUUUCCAAUUUGAGAGACACUGGAUAUGGAUUGAGGACACAAUCCAUGCAUGUUUUAAGUGGAGUGUGGGUAGUCUAUGAGAAGCCUGACUUUACAGGAGAGCAGUACAUCCUUGAUAAAGGACUGUAUCCCAGCAUUGAGGCCUGGGGAGGCAAGAAUAGUAAGAUCUCUUCAGUUCAGCCCAUAGUUGCGGAUACCAUCAAUAGCCAAAUGGUGAAAUUCAAGGUCCAGCUAUUUUCAGAGCCAGAAUUCAAAGGUAACAGCCAAAUAUUUGAGAAAAAUACCAAUUAUAUUGACGAUACAUUUGCUACAAAAUCUUCAAAAGUUUUGGGCGGCAGUUGGAUUGCAUAUGAUAAAGAAGAUUUCUCUGGUAAUCAGUAUGUGUUAGAAGAAGGAACCUAUUCUAAUCUGACUGCAAUGGGAUGUCCACCCCAAACAAGACUUAAAUCUCUACAUGUUAUAAACAUUGAGCUUUCUGAGCCAAGCAUAGCCCUCUUUGAAAAGGAAGGUUUCAAGGGGAAGAAAAUGGAGUUUACUACAGAAGUCUUAAAUCUCCAGUUCCUAGGAUACAAUCCUCGAAUAGCUUCUGUCCAAGUUUUUGGUGGCAUGUGGAUAAUCUAUGAAUACAGUAAUUAUAGAGGGCGUCAGAUGUUGUUGUCACCAAGUGAAAUCCCAGACUGGCGUAAAUUAAGUGGCUAUCAUCAGAUAGGUUCUCUACGACCUUUAUUACAGAAACGUGUAUACUUCAGACUUCGAAACAAGGAAACUGGAAAGUUCAUGUCAGCUGAUGGAAAUGUGGAUGAUUUGAGUCUUCUCAGAAUACAGGUUACAGAAGAUAGUAGAUCAGAUGACCAGAUCUGGGUUUAUCAAGAUGGAUUCAUCAAAUGCAGGAUGGCUGAGGAUUGCUGCUUGACAAUUGUAGGAAACCUUAUAACUCCUGGCUCUAAACUAGGCCUAUCACUCGAGGAGAAUGAAGAUAAGCAAUAUUGGUGUGUUAAUCCUGAUGGCAGGAUCCAUAGCAAAAUGAAGCCAACAUUAGUUUUAGAUAUCAAAGGGGGCACACAGUAUGAUCAAAAUCAUGUUGUUGUUAAUGCGGUCAAUGAACAGAAGCCAACCCAGUGUUGGGAAGCAUUAGUUCUGUAAAUCCAGACAGUUC